CUUUACUUCGGGCUAUACAAUAAAAUCAGCUUAAAAUUUGGCCAGUAUACUCGUGCCAGAAGCUGUCAGUUAUUUCAUUAGUACAAUACCAAGAUAUUGGAUAAAUUGAAUCCGUUUUACUGAUACAGUUUCUAUAAUUAUUUUGUAGUCCAACGCUUUCCUAAUCAUUAUUUACUAUCUAUGAAGGUUUAUUUCCCACAUAGUCUACAGAGAUAUUGUAUACAGCUGUUACUAAGCAAUGGUCUAAUUCUUAUUUCUAAAAUAGAAAGUUACGCCGAGAGUGAAUCCUUGCCAUAUAUUCUAAUUCGAAUUGGAGAGAUGUAUCGAAUGUUGAAAAAUACAAUGGCUAAUGCUAGUUCCUUAUUAUUAUUCUUGUUAUUAUUGCUAUCCUCACUCUACAGUUUGGGAUUUACCAUGUUUGGUUGCUCGAAUGUGUAUAGCUGGUAUCUUGGGUUUAUUUACCAGGAGCUGAAUGGAAAAAUGUUUGUCAAGCCAUUCUCUGUAAACUGGAAACCUAAAAAAGAAAAAGAAACCCGACCUUUAGUAAAGAGCAGCAUUGUUCUGCUUCUUGGAAAGAUCAGUAGUUUGCUUCAAAGUAUUGGUGAGCUUCUUGCUAAAGCUGGAUGA
This is a messenger RNA of Phycomyces blakesleeanus NRRL 1555(-), 627 nucleotides long. RefSeq lists its product as hypothetical. The transcript has 5 exons. Bases 181 to 627 code for a protein of 148 amino acids. Lineage: Eukaryota; Fungi; Mucoromycota; Mucoromycetes; Mucorales; Phycomycetaceae. The record is from RefSeq and is a predicted model, not a curated record.